Molecule: messenger RNA, 1347 nt
Organism: Aspergillus ibericus CBS 121593
Lineage: Eukaryota; Fungi; Ascomycota; Eurotiomycetes; Eurotiales; Aspergillaceae
Product: DEAD/DEAH box helicase
Exons: 2
Coding region: 1-1347 (448 amino acids)
Molecular function (GO): ATP binding; nucleic acid binding; RNA helicase activity
Source: RefSeq, a predicted model, not a curated record
AUGCCGUCUCCGGUGAGGAAGACCCCUCGUCAACAGCUCUCAUACCCCGUCGAAGAUGUCGCUAUCCCAUCCGAACCGAAUUCGUUUCGAGAGCUCGGAGUUCUAGAACAACUAUGUGAGGCCUGCGAUGCCCUGGGUUACAAAACAGCCACGCCCAUCCAGGCGCUUUCGAUCCCCCUGGCAUUGGAAGGUCGUGACAUAAUCGCUCUCGCAGAGACUGGCAGUGGCAAAACGGCAGCAUUUGUGCUUCCGAUUCUGCAGGCAUUGAUGGAUAAGCCACAGCCUCUAUACUCUCUGAUACUUGCACCCACCAGAGAACUCGCACUUCAGAUCUCUCAAGUCGUCGAGGGCUUGGGUGCCUCUAUCUCUGUCCGGUGCACAUUACUGAUCGGAGGAGCCGAUAAUGUCUCGCAGGCGAUAGCGCUGGGGAAGAAACCACAUGUUGUGGUUGCAACACCUGGACGUCUUCUCGACCAUCUAGAAAAUACAAAGGGGUUCUCGCUACGUCAUUUGCAAGUGCUCGUCCUAGACGAAGCCGAUAGACUGCUAGACCUAGAUUUUGGCCCGAUCUUGGACAAAAUCCUGAAGAGAUUGCCAAAGAGGACCACAUAUCUAUUCUCUGCAACCAUGUCCAGGAAAGUCGAAACGCUGCAGCGGGCGGCGCUGUCAAAUCCUGUACGUGUCUCAGCGGCUACAAAGCGUCAAACAGUCUCGACGCUCCUACAGUCGUAUAUCUUCGUUGCUCUCAAGCAUAAAGACGUUUAUCUCGUUCAUCUCUUGACAGAGAGAUCGGGGCAGACUGCAAUCAUUUUUACGAGGACGGUACAUGAAAAUCAGAGGUUAUCCACCAUGCUACGCGCUCUAGGGUUUUCUGCGAUCCCUAUUCAUGGUCAGCUGUCACAGAGUGUACGGUUAGCAUCCCUGAACAAGUUUCGCACCAAAUCUCGAAAUAUACUUGUAGCCACGGACGUGGCAGCUCGCGGACUGGAUAUUCCUUCGGUGGACCUUGUUGUCAACUAUGAUUUGCCGGGUGAUAGCAAGACCUACAUACAUCGGGUUGGCAGAACAGCCCGUGCCGGAAAAAGCGGCGUUGCGGUCUCCUUUGUUUCACAGUACGAUAUCGAGCUGUGGCUCCGCAUAGAGGGAGCUCUGGGCAAGAAGGUGGAUGAACAUCAGAUACUAAAAGACGAGGUUAUGACCUUGGCUGAACGAGUUGGGGAGGCCCAACGAGUUGCAGCGCGUGCAAUGAAAGAUAUUCAGGGCAAAGGCGGCAUAACAAUCCCUAAUUCACGACGUAAUAAAAAUGGCAAGCGAAGCAGAGAUGACAUGGAUCAGGAAGAAGGUUAG